UGGCCCUCAAAUUGCACCUUAUUUCGCCUACGGCGACAGGUCUUGAAGGCGAAGCGCGGGAUCUUUGGGUCUCUUGUGCUACGAUCGACAACUGCUUCAUGAUCGCCCUUUGGCAGACGAUUCAGAGGUCAAGAUUGUACAAACGAGGAAGCCAUACUUGGCCCAUUCUCUUCGCAUGGAUGCCAUAGCGGCCAAGAUAGUAGAACUGCCUCCGAUGGACGCCUCAAUCUGGAGCGGGGCAGAUAUACGGGAAGCCGGGCUCUUGAGAGCUCAGAUCGACCGCGUAGAGGCCAGACUCAGUCACGCACGAAGCGAGCUCCCGGAUGAAGCUCCAUAUCCGCUCGAAUCAAGACAGUUAGACAGUCACAAACAGUCCUCCAUCGCUUUGACGGCCCGGUUGAUGAUGUGCGCCGCAUGGACCUUCCACCGUCUUUUGCUGCACCGUCCGUUCCUGAGAGUCGGUGUCAUGCAGACGGCUGGCACAUUUGUGAAGAACGAUGUUAUUCGCGCGAUCCACUGCAGCGCCGAAACCGCCACGAUGCUGUGCGAUGCUAUUCUAUGCGUCAGUGCAGUGGAGAUCCGUUUUCAAAAGUAUGCGAUGGGGCUUUGUGUAAACCUACACAAGGCUUGCAGCACUCUUCUCCUCUGCUGUGCUGCUUCCGCCAAUGGUCAUUGCCGCCCCAUGGACCGCCAGAUGAUGCCUCGCUGGAUAGCGACCAUGCACAGAGCAACGAUUGCUGCAGAAACAUUCACGGACAAUGGCUCGACUCUUCUUCGUCAACUGCAGGCGCUCUGCGAACACGCAGACGUACUGUCGAAGCUUGUUCACACUGAUGAGGUACAACAACACCAACAGCAAUCAUGCAUGCACAAUGGCCUCCCCAUCACUGGGCACAGUCCGGUGCCGUGGACUAUCAGCGCCGAUCAGCUCCUCGACUUAUUAGGGCAGGAUAUUGAUUGGUGGAACCUGACUCCUUUCGCACCAACCUUAUCGACGGCAUCGGGCGAUCAAGUGCAGCUGCAUAAUAUCAGUUCGUUAGGGUAAUUUAAUUUUGCCAAUCCUUAUGGGUCAGCGUCAGACCCUUGCGUUCACGAUGACGGGCGCAAGAUCGCGCCCGAGACGUACACAUUUGCUAGAUCCUUCGUAUUCAAUUGACAUUGGCGAAGCAUUUCUCGCCGCGAUCUCCUCAGCAG
Acaromyces ingoldii is the source of this 1194-nucleotide messenger RNA. RefSeq lists its product as hypothetical. The record is from RefSeq and is a predicted model, not a curated record. The coding region runs from base 404 to 1045 and encodes 213 amino acids. Lineage: Eukaryota; Fungi; Basidiomycota; Exobasidiomycetes; Exobasidiales; Cryptobasidiaceae. The transcript is spliced from 3 exons.